Messenger RNA from Cottoperca gobio, 2057 nucleotides. RefSeq names its product malonyl-CoA decarboxylase (gene mlycd). Gene Ontology annotation, molecular function: malonyl-CoA decarboxylase activity. Gene Ontology annotation, biological process: acetyl-CoA biosynthetic process; malonyl-CoA catabolic process; fatty acid biosynthetic process. The record is from RefSeq and is a predicted model, not a curated record. Lineage: Eukaryota; Metazoa; Chordata; Actinopteri; Perciformes; Bovichtidae. Gene Ontology annotation, cellular component: mitochondrial matrix; peroxisomal matrix.
GACCUCCAGUCUAACAUUCAUACUUGAUAGCUGUACUGUCUCUUUAAGAGACCCGGAAACGGUUCCCUCCUGUGUGUUCACUGGUCGCGGGUUCCAAACAGACAGCUGAGCUCUCUCCCAGCGAUGAUAUCCCAUCCUGCUAUAUGGGCUUUUCGGAGCAGUGUGAGGUGCUGGCGACACAGAGCUGUCCUCAGAGCGGCUCUGAAGGCCUCGGACGUCAGCGGCUGUCGUUGGUACUCGACCCCAAUUCGUGGCGUUGUCACGGGCAUGGAGGAGAUAUUGGCGAGGGUCGUUGCCCCUUUACCCACAUACGAAACGAGAGACAAAUCCCCUCCUCCUCCCGAGUCGAACAGCUUGGAGUUCAUGCACUUCUACGGCAGUCUAGCAAAAGAAGACAAACUCGGCUUCCUAACGAAGUUGUCCCAAGACUUUGGAGUAGACCACAAAAGCGUUUCAGAGCUCGCUGUGAAGCUGUUGGAUACUCAGUUACGAGACUUGGCGACCAUUUUGCAAGUUGAAGACAGGCUGCGGUACGGCUUGACCCCCCGUUAUAAACAGUUGAUUAAUCAUAUAAGCAGGGUCGAGGGGGGAGUGAAGUUUCUGGUGGAUCUCCGUGCCGAUGUGCUUGAAAUUAUCUCAUCAAAAGCUAGCGAGAGUCCGCACAUCAGGGACCUGAAUGGCACGCUGAAGAGCUUGCUGUCUGAGUGGUUCUCUGUAGGUCUGCUCCGACUGGAGAGAAUCACCUGGCAGUCGCCCUGCGAGAUCCUGCAGAAGAUCAGCCAGUAUGAGGCAGUGCACCCUGUACGGAACUGGAGUGACCUGAAGCGCAGAGUGGGGCCAUAUCGCCGUUGUUAUGCCUUCACCCAUGCGGCCAUGCCAGUAGAACCUCUGGUUGUGCUACACGUGGCCCUCACUGAAGACAUCUCGGAUAACAUUCAGAGCAUCGUCCGCGAGUUCGCCACUCUCGACUCCGAGGAGGACGUGAAUAAGAUAAAUGCAGCCAUCUUCUACUCCAUCUCCUCCACCCAGGCUGGCCUUCAAGGGGUGGAGCUGGGAAACUACCUCAUCAAGAGGGUGGUGCGAGAACUACAGAGCGAGUUCCCUCACAUGGCCCAGUUCUCCAGUUUGUCUCCGAUCCCGGGCUUCUCCUCCUGGCUCCAAGGCCUGCUCAGCCAGUACAGGAAGGAAGGCCGGGGCUCUGACCUCCUCUCUGAGCAGGAGUGGAAGGAGGUGGAACAGGCCACUGACUCGGCCCCGGGGACCCCGGCCACCGAGGCCCUUCGCAAGCUAAUCACCACCAGCGAGUGGAUGCGCUCUGAGCACCUGACGCGUGUCCUGGAGCCCGUCCUGAUGCGUCUCUGUGCCUGGUACCUCUACGGUGAGAAGAGGCGAGGCUGCGCUCUCAACCCAGUGGCCAACUUCCACCUGCAGAACGGCGCCACCAUGUGGCGGCUCAACUGGAACGCUGACACCAGCCCUAGGGGCGUGGCGAACUCCUGCGGCAUCAUGGUGAACUAUCGUUACUUCCUGAGCGAGACUUCUAAAAACAGCGCCCUUUACCUGCAGAAUAAGGUCAUCACUGCAUCAGAGCCGGUGCUCGGGCUGGUGUCCCAAUUUCAGAAAAUCAGCAAACUGUGAGAGACUUCAGGAUGCACCCAAACCUCUGUUCUGUUAGAUGGCACUUUGUCAUUAAUACAUCAUUUAACAUUAAAAGAAAAAACAUGAUAUUCAAAUGUCCAAACAGAAAAGAAAACUGCUUUAGAAGCACCCUGAACGGACGUCGCCAAUGAUAUUUUUGAUUUGAAAUUAGAACAUUUCUCACGUGACGGUUCAUCCCAUAUCCUGCAUGUAUUGUAUAGGUUAGGCUCCCCGCCUCAUGGGGCUUCUGGUUGGAGCCAUUUGAUAUUGUGUAAGUGCCCGGCUGAGAGACUGUGGCUAAUGAAGCACGAGGCAUCUAUCAAUGCUUUACAUGUUCAUGGAUAACAGUGUGUGUAAUGGUAACGCAGGAGCAAUGAGGGAGCGCAGCUACUGGAAUAAAUGAUGUUAAGAUUCUUUCA